Dufourea novaeangliae is the source of this 1869-nucleotide messenger RNA. RefSeq names its product nuclear pore complex protein Nup88 (gene mbo). Gene Ontology annotation, cellular component: nuclear pore. Gene Ontology annotation, molecular function: structural constituent of nuclear pore. The record is from RefSeq and is a predicted model, not a curated record. Gene Ontology annotation, biological process: mRNA export from nucleus; ribosomal large subunit export from nucleus; ribosomal small subunit export from nucleus. Lineage: Eukaryota; Metazoa; Arthropoda; Insecta; Hymenoptera; Halictidae. The coding region runs from base 1 to 1869 and encodes 622 amino acids. The transcript has 12 exons.
AUGACCUCGCAAUCUCGUUGCAAUAAGACGCAUGACACUCAAAUCGUUCCAAAAGAAUCGCGAUGCCAAAUCAUCUACAUGACGUAUCCAGUUUUCUAUGGAAAUGUCUUCCUUGGUCGGGUCAUACACGGGAUAUACAAGUUCGAUCACCUCAAUACGUCGGUGGAAAUUCGCAAGGCAAGAUGGCAUCCUGGUUCAACGGACGACUCCCAUCUUCUAGUUUUGACGUCCGAGAACACGUUUUGUUUAUACGAAUGCGAAUUCAGCAGCACGCCGAGGCUCCUGAAAUCUUGGAAAGUCGGUCGUAUGCCGCAUAAUUCGCCAUCGAAGAUACCAGAUUUUUCAUCUUUGGGCGACACCGCGGUGGAUUUCGACUUCGCCACGCCUACUCUCCGGAAACCGGAAAUGUUCACCGGCAAAGACAUUAACAAAAACAACGUGGUAGAUUGGAACCAGAUCGAAUGGCCCAUUCUGGUACUCCGUGGGAAUGGAGAGGUCCUCAUUGUUCGUGGCAACGUAUUGCUCGACAUUCAUGAAAUCCCGGUGGUGUCGAGAACGCUCUCCAUGUAUCCUCCAGCCGACGACAAUUACGGGAUAGACUCCUGUUCCAUCAUGUGUAUACAGACUACCCCGCCAAUAGUGGUAAUCGCCAUGUGCACCGGAAAGAUUUACCACGCACUCUUGUUAAAGGAAGAAACGAACGACACUGCCGAUAGCGAAAGGAUAACUUGGUCACAAAGUACUUCCGCCUAUAAUCUUCACACACCAGACGUGGCGCUCUAUGUCUACGAAUGUGUUGAAAUAGAAUUGGGACUCUUCUAUGCGGAUAACGACGAAAAGUACAAUUGUCCGAUACAUCUUCGCUGUGAUAAGAUUAACAAGUCCCGAUAUUUUUGCGCCCACAAUGCUGGGAUACACAUGAUUACCUUGCCAAUGGUCUCUGAAUUGGAAGAAUACAUUAGUAGUUCAGAAGACAACGAUGACGCCCGACUACCAUCAUUGUCGAAUCAGUCCAGCUCCCAAUACUUAAUUUGUAGGAGAACCAAGCAUACAGGAACAAACGAAGCCACCCCGAUUCUUGGUUUCGGGCUUCUUCAAGAGCCGUGUGUUCUGAUCGCGCUGUUGCAUACUGGUGAUAUAGUUGCCCGUUCUGUCAUUGAUCUACACUACUUUCCGAAAAUUGAACCACCAGAACCCAUAAUUAACACAGAGCAAAAGGUCAACAAAGAAGCAUUUGACGUGUGCAUAAAAAAAUUACUAAAGCAUGAGACUACUCAGCCAAUCAUAAAAAUUGGAUCGAAGUCGAUGUCACCGCGAGAAUGCUUACAGCUUUUAUAUCACGCAACUGAUAUCUUUCGCAAAGAGCACUUCGUCAGACACGAUAGCGUUAGAGAAGAAAUCGGUAAGAAAAUACGAGCAUUGAAAGUAAUGAAAACACAUCUACUAAAGGAGCUAGACAGUUUAAUAGAGGCGAAGAGGGAAUUGAAGCAUACUGCUGAACGUUUAGCUGAACGCUAUGAAGAUAUUAAAGAUGAACAAGAAAAACUGGCGCAAAGAGCGAAAGAAGUACUGCGGUUAGUAAAUUACAAGGAACCGUCUAUCACUCCCAUCGAGAGGGCAGCAGCUGAAGAAUUACGGAAAAUGGAAAGGAAAAUAGAGGACAUGAAGAUUAGACUCUUGGAACUAAAAAGGAAGUCUGAUCAGCAGUCUCAACACAUAGAAAACAAUGAAUGUAAUGAAAAGAGAAAAGAAAUUGUUUUUAAGGACGAUCAGGAAAAGACAAUACAAAAUAGCCUUGGACAGAUGGCAAAAGAUAUUAAAGAAUUAAUUGCAGAAGUUAAGAGACUCGAAGAGGAAGUGAGUAUUUAA